This is a messenger RNA of Monopterus albus (swamp eel), 2437 nucleotides long. It is a transcript of the gene neu1, whose product is annotated as neuraminidase 1. NCBI's taxonomy places the organism in Eukaryota, Metazoa, Chordata, Actinopteri, Synbranchiformes, Synbranchidae. Bases 193 to 1356 code for a protein of 387 amino acids. The transcript has 6 exons. Gene Ontology annotation, cellular component: cytoplasm; membrane; intracellular membrane-bounded organelle. Gene Ontology annotation, molecular function: exo-alpha-sialidase activity. The record is from RefSeq and is a predicted model, not a curated record. Gene Ontology annotation, biological process: oligosaccharide catabolic process; ganglioside catabolic process.
UCAUGUGACUGCUUUGUCAUAUGACUUGUAGCUGUGCUGAUGAGCGGUGUGGGAAAGAGCUGAGAAGACUCUUUCCAUAUUUAUUUCUGUGCGUGGUUUUGAUUGUAUAUAUAUUUUUUUCUAAACUAGAAAACACUUAUAUGUUCAUUUUAUAUUUGUAUAAAAGAGAAAGUGUCAGGACGUGGAUGUAAUAUGGAAAAAGGAAGCCGGAUCGCUUCAUUGUCGAUUCUUCUUUCAGUUGUGUUGUCUUUCCGCGUUUCUGUCAGCAGCGCUCAAGAGAUCGACCCUUUGCUGUAUGAGGAGCAGCUGCUGUGGGUGAGUGGAGCUCAGGGGGCAGUGAACACCUACAGGAUCCCACUGCUCACCUACACCGCCAAGGGAAGCCUGCUGGCCUUUGCUGAAGGCAGGAAAUCGUCGUCCAGUGAUGUGGGAGCAAAGUUCAUCGCAAUGCGGAGGUCCACCGACAAAGGAGCCACCUGGUCCCCGACCAGCUUUAUUGUUGACGAUGGAUGGCAGACAGAUGGUCUGAACCUGGGUUCGGUGGUGGUGGAUGAGGAAGUGGGCUCAGUGAUUCUGAUCUACAGCAUCUGCUUCCACCUCUACCACUGCAGCCCAUCCAGCACCAUGAUGGUGGAGAGCAGGGAUGACGGGUUCACCUGGAGCCCGCCCAGAAACCUCUCGCUCCAGCUUGGGGUCAAGAACUUCAUUGGUGGGCCAGGCUUCGGCAUCCAGAAGCGCUACAACCCAGCCAAGGGGCGGCUGGUGGUUUGUGGUCAUGGAACAAUAGAGGGAGAUGGCGUCUUUUUAAUCCUGAGUGACGACCACGGACAGAAUUGGUACAAUGGUGGAGGGUUGAAAAGUGUCCCCUACAACCAGAAGAAGAGAGCACAGGACUUCAAUCCUGAUGAGUGCCAGCUGGUUGAGAUGAAGGACGGAAGCAUUGUCAUCAAUGUUCGCAAUCAGAAUAACUACCACUGUCGGUGUCGCAUGGUGAUUAGCAGCCAAGAUGGGGGAUUGUCCCUGCCCAUAGAUAAUCUGUUCUUUGACUACACGCUGGUGGAUCCUGUAGUAGCAGCUGGAGCUCUGCAGAAGGACGGGGUGCUGUAUUUCACCAACCCUUCCAAUGAGUAUCAGAGAGUUAACCUAACCUUACGCUGGUCACUGACUGAUGGCAAAUAUUGGGAGAAUAAAGCUGUCCAGAUAUGGGCAGGGCCAAGUGGCUACUCCUGCAUCACAUCACUUGACAGAGGUUCUCCAGAGGACCGCAAGUACAUUUUUGUCAUCUAUGAGAAGGGCCACAAGGACUAUUAUGAGACUGUCUCAUUCGCCAAGAUCCACCUCUAUGGUGGCCGGUAGAGUGCGUGAUAGGAGGUAAGGUCAUCAAUAUGGGAAAACAGUGAAUGAAGACAUUGAUCCUACACUCUUGUCUGAAAAGCACUGAACAGAUUUGGUAGAAAAAUGUCUUAGAAUGUCUCUUGUAUUUCACCCUGUGUUUGUUUCCCAGUACAAAUGCUGAAGGGAAAAGGAACCAGACAGAGGUUGGUUACUCCCAUGACAUUCUCAGGAAGAAAAUAAGACUUUUAAAACCUAUUUAAUGAUAAUAAAUAUGGGAAAAAUAAGAGGCUUUGCAGAGUGAGUGGAGAAUAUGUUUUUAGCUUAUGAUGAAGCUAUGUGCAAGUAUUUUAAACAUUUUAUCUUUCUGUUUUCUAAACUUUGCACAGCUGAUAAAAGCACACAUCUCCCACAUUUGAUCAGCUGUGUUUUGCUAAAAAUUUGCACAACUAUAAUACUUUUUAAUUUUGUUCAUUCUAGAUGAGAGAAUAUGUAACUGAGUAAGGGAUACUGUUGGAGAAUAUAAAUCUAAAGAUUAUUUUACAAAGGUACACUGGUUUAUACACAAUUUAAGCCACAUUGUUAUGUAAUUAUUCUGUUUAUAAGUUUACAACACCUCAUUUUAUAUAUGAUACUAUUCCACACUAUCAUCCAUUUUCCAUAUAGAGCUAAAGAUACUUGAUCUUUGUAGGCUCAUAAAAAUGGUGUUAAUUAACAACAAAGCAAUAUAAAUUUUGAGGAGCUCUAGCAGAGAUCAUGUGAUGGCUAAAUAACUGACAAAUUCACUGUGUUCUUGGCACAGGUGUGAAAUUAUUCCUGUUUUUUUUUUUCAGAUAUGGUUUUACGCUGUGGCCUACUUUAAAAUCUGGUGGUUCCGCACUUGAAAUUUUUAUGAAGAUUUUUUUUUUGCUGCCUUUUUUAAGAUGUAUGUGCCAUGAAUUCAUGCUUAUAGAAAUGGAUCCUGCCUUUGUAAAACCAGAAAAUGUAUAAAUGAAUGUUAAUAGCUGUUGUGUGUGAGAAUGUGUUUGAAUGUUCUCUAAUAUUUCCAGUUGGGAGUUGAGUGGUUUUAGAAAAACAAGGAGUAUAAUUAAAAGAUGAGAUGUGC